AUGGAUGUGGUUGACAGCCUUCUCAUGAAUGAAAGCAACCUGACUCCCCCCUGUGAACUGGGGAUCGAAAAUGAGACGCUUUUCUGCUUGGAUCAGCCCCAUCCUGCCAAAGAGUGGCAGCCGGCCGUGCAGAUUCUGUUAUACUCCUUGAUAUUCCUGCUCAGCGUGCUGGGAAACACGCUGGUCAUUACGGUGCUGGUUAGGAACAAGAGGAUGAGAACAGUGACCAACAUUUUCCUCCUCUCCCUGGCUGUCAGCGACCUCAUGCUCUGUCUCUUCUGCAUGCCAUUCAACCUCAUCCCCAACCUGCUCAAGGAUUUCAUCUUCGGGAGCGCUGUUUGCAAGACCACCACCUACUUCAUGGGCACCUCUGUGAGUGUCUCCACCUUUAAUCUGGUCGCCAUAUCACUGGAGAGAUAUGGUGCAAUUUGCAAACCCUUACAGUCCCGAGUCUGGCAAACGAAGUCCCAUGCUUUGAAGGUGAUUGCUGCUACCUGGUGCCUCUCCUUCACCAUCAUGACUCCAUACCCAAUUUAUAGCAACUUGGUGCCUUUUACCAAAAAUAACAACCAGACCGCAAAUAUGUGCCGCUUUCUACUCCCAAGUGAUGUCAUGCAGCAGUCCUGGCACACAUUCCUGUUACUCAUCCUCUUUCUUAUUCCUGGAAUUGUGAUGAUGGUGGCAUAUGGAUUAAUCUCUUUGGAACUUUACCAAGGAAUAAAAUUUGAUGCUAGCCAGAAGAAGUCUGCUCGAGAAAGGAAACCGAGCUCGGGCAGCAGCGGCAGGUAUGAGGACAGCGACGGCUGCUACCUGCAGCGACCCCAGCACCCAAGGAAGAUGGAGCUGCGGCAGCUGUCCUCCGGCAGCGGCCACAGGGUCCACCGCAUCAGGAGCAGCAGCCCCGCGGCCAACCUCGUGGCCAAGAAGCGUGUCAUCCGCAUGCUCAUGGUCAUCGUGGUCCUCUUCUUCCUGUGUUGGAUGCCCAUCUUCAGCGCCAACGCCUGGCGGGCCUUUGACACCGCCUCUGCCGAGCGCCGCCUCUCGGGGACCCCCAUCUCCUUCAUCCUCCUGCUGUCCUACACCUCGUCCUGCGUCAACCCCAUCAUCUACUGCUUCAUGAACAAGAGAAUUGUGGAGGCCGCUUUGCACCUCAGGAGUCCAGCCCUCUUUCAGGAACAUUCUGUAACCACCCACCUCACCAUGACCGCACACGGGAACAGGGAGCAAACCCUCUUCUGGCCAUUUUCUGUAGUAAGAAAACAGCCUGACCUGUUCUUCUUGAGGUCAGUCAAGGACAUUCAGAGACAUCAGUUGAUAUCAUCAUCAGAACAGCAUAUGGAACAUUGUCUAAAGGAUGGAAUUUGGAACUUAUAUUUUUGAAAAGAGUAUGUAGCAAGUAACUGUCU
Dama dama (fallow deer) is the source of this 1406-nucleotide messenger RNA. It is a transcript of the gene CCKAR, whose product is annotated as cholecystokinin A receptor. Gene Ontology annotation, molecular function: cholecystokinin receptor activity; neuropeptide receptor activity. Gene Ontology annotation, biological process: neuropeptide signaling pathway. The transcript is spliced from 6 exons. NCBI's taxonomy places the organism in Eukaryota, Metazoa, Chordata, Mammalia, Artiodactyla, Cervidae. Bases 1 to 1380 code for a protein of 459 amino acids. The record is from RefSeq and is a predicted model, not a curated record. Gene Ontology annotation, cellular component: membrane.